This is a messenger RNA of Symphalangus syndactylus (siamang), 1387 nucleotides long. It is a transcript of the gene RND2, whose product is annotated as Rho family GTPase 2. The record is from RefSeq and is a predicted model, not a curated record. Gene Ontology annotation, biological process: small GTPase-mediated signal transduction. Gene Ontology annotation, molecular function: GTP binding; GTPase activity. Lineage: Eukaryota; Metazoa; Chordata; Mammalia; Primates; Hylobatidae.
CGGCCCCGGGGCGGGGGCUCGGCGCGGGCCCGCGAGAUGCCGGUGUUGGCGGCCCGAGCGGCUGCAGCUGCAGCGGCGGGGGAGGCGGAGGCAGAGGCGGCGGCGGGGCCCGGGAGGGGGGUGGCGUGGGGGACCGGCGCGUAGCCGGGACCAUGGAGGGGCAGAGCGGCCGCUGCAAGAUCGUGGUGGUGGGAGACGCAGAGUGCGGCAAGACGGCGCUGCUGCAGGUGUUCGCCAAGGACGCCUAUCCCGGGAGUUAUGUCCCCACCGUGUUUGAGAACUACACCGCGAGCUUUGAGAUCGACAAGCGCCGCAUUGAGCUCAACAUGUGGGACACUUCAGGUUCCUCUUACUAUGAUAAUGUCCGGCCUCUGGCCUAUCCUGAUUCUGAUGCUGUGCUCAUCUGCUUCGACAUUAGCCGACCAGAAACACUGGACAGUGUUCUCAAGAAGUGGCAAGGAGAGACUCAAGAGUUCUGCCCCAAUGCCAAGGUUGUGCUGGUUGGCUGUAAACUGGACAUGCGGACUGACCUGGCCACGUUGAGGGAGCUGUCCAAGCAGAGGCUUAUCCCUGUUACACAUGAGCAGGGCACUGUGCUGGCCAAGCAGGUGGGGGCUGUGUCCUACGUUGAGUGCUCCUCCCGGUCCUCUGAGCGCAGCGUCAGGGAUGUCUUCCAUGUGGCUACAGUGGCCUCCCUUGGCCGUGGCCAUAGGCAGCUGCGCCGAACUGACUCACGCCGGGGAAUGCAGCGAUCCGCUCAGCUGUCAGGACGGCCAGACCGGGGGAAUGAGGGCGAGAUACACAAGGAUCGAGCCAAGAGCUGCAACCUCAUGUGAGGGGCUAGGAGAGGGCAGAGUGUGAAGAGGGAUGGUGAGGGACACAAUUGUUCCCCUGCCUGCGCCCGGGCUUCCUGACCUCCUGAUCCUGGCUGGGAAGUCAGGGCAGGCAGAGCAAGCAAUUCUUCUGGGCAGGGGAGCUGGAGGGCAGAAGGGUAUUAUCAUUUCUCAUCUCCUCCUCCCUCCUCUUCUCCAGUGGAUGUUGAGGGAGCUAACAGGGCUGGCAUCUGAGGCAUGAACUGGGAUGGGGCAGGUGGGGGUUAGGGAAGCUGGUAUCAAAUAGUGACCUUGGUGGAGUCUCCUAUGUGAAGAGUACCCUCCCUCUCCACCCCCAGUCCCCAUAUCCUGGUUCUGGCCCAAGGAAAAUGUCCAUUCUAUGACCUUCUCUUUUCCUCUCCUCUCACUUCUGCAGCUAUUCUCACACAUCUAACCUCUAGGCAACAUGCACUAAAUUCAAAAGCAAGGAGAAGCCCCUGCCCCCCAUCAAUCCACCAGCCCUAGAACCUCCCUUGCCUCAACAGUCACCCAAUAAAGCCCACGUCCAUGGAAAA